Molecule: messenger RNA, 2526 nt
Organism: Fusarium graminearum PH-1
Lineage: Eukaryota; Fungi; Ascomycota; Sordariomycetes; Hypocreales; Nectriaceae
Exons: 6
Coding region: 1-2526 (841 amino acids)
Molecular function (GO): protein binding
Source: RefSeq, a predicted model, not a curated record
AUGACGGUGACGCAAAGGUCGAGACUUGCAAGUCACCCGGUGGGCUCUUGGACCUUAUCCGAUGGUUCAGGAGACUUUUGGCUUCGUGACUUCCUGCCUCACGAUCUCCCUAACGCUCGAGUUCUCAUCUACGGUUAUGAUUCUAAGCUUGACAAUAGUCGCUCCACAGACAACAUUGAGACUAUGGGUAAUGCCUUGCUACAGAGUCUCAAGGCCUUGAGAGCAUCCACCCAGACGAUUCUUAAGGCGCACGACAAACGGGACGAUGAUGACGGAUGCAGGGGUAUUGCUGACGGCUGUUAUGCUCUACUCAUGUUUGGUGUCCCAAAUACAGGGUUGAGAAACCGUGAGGAGUUGCAAAGAAUAGUCGGCGGUCAGCCCAAUGAAAGCCUCAUCAACGAUCUGGUUGUUGACCGAAACGGCCAGCCAAAGGCUUACCUCAGAGGUCUUAUGACGCAAUUUGCGACACGGUGCGAAGACAGAUAUAAAGUGGUCUGCUUCUAUGAGACGAGAAUCUCGCCCACUAUACAGAGGCAAGAAAGUGGACAGCUGGCUGAAUCGGAUGAGGCAAUGCUCCUCGUCUCCGUCGAAUCUGCCACCAGCGUCGGAUUGACAACCCUCCGUCAUCAAUACAACGUCAAUCUUCCGAGAGAUCAUUCUGGCCUCUGCAAGCUGAACAGGACAGAUGACUAUGAGAUAGUCCUGGAGAGGUUGAAGCCUCUAGUUGAAGAGGCUGCCUCUCGUCCAAGGAUGACAAUGCCUGGUCCAGAUGAUAAGCAUCUUGAUAGUAGCCAUUAUCGUCAAUGGCUGGGCAACAACCCUCCGAAUACCGAGAGUCCCGAGCUUGAAGAUUUAAGGAGAACCGAUCAUGUGGAUAUACGCAUAUGUGUAUCACGUCGAUAUACACCAACCUUUAGCCACCUCGAACCGCCAACAACCGUGAUUAGGGUUGAGGACCAUAUUGGACAUCUGGUGAAGGCGUUUCUGAAAGACGAACUAGCCAAAAUGCACGACAAUAAGCUCUUUCACUUUUUCUUCCCCCGGCUCGAGGACCAUGUUUUGAACGGCUACCUGUGGGCAUCGCUAUUCCUCGACAGAAUCAAGGCCGAGGCGAGUAUCUCAAGGCGUCUAGACCAAUUCAAGAUAUUGGAUCACAUACCACACAAAGUUCAGGAAAUGUAUAAGGAUGUCCUGAGUAUGCUGGAUAAGUCCCACAAUAUCCGCGCCGUCCGACUGCUACAAACAGCCCUGGUCGCAGUCGAGCCCAUGACCCUCAACCAGCUGAGACUUGCUCUAGGAUUUAUGGAAGAAUUCCCAUUCUCUAGUAUCCAAGAGUGGGAACAAUCGAGAGCCAGGGAGCCAACAGGCGAGCACUUCGUCACGUGUCUCCGCGAGCUCACGUAUGGGCUACUUACAACUUCCCUACCCAAAGUUUCAUACUUUUUCAAUUACCAAAAGUUCUCUACCAGACCGAUACCAGUUCCUCAGGACACUCCAAUCGUUUGCUUUACCCACAGCACAACGGAGAACUUCUUCCGAAAUGCUGCCAACGAUGGAUGGAACGAUUUGGCCAAGGAACUCGUGGACUCAAAGUCUAAUCUUGCUUUACUGGAAGCGUGUUUCCGAGCUCUUGCGAUCUUUGGAUCAGAAGAGGACAUUGAGGAAUUCACCUUUAUCAACUAUGCAUGCGAGUUUUGGCUCCACCAUGCAAGAGAGGCAGACAAUCUCCUUGACACUAUUGAUAGAGGGAUGAUACCAGACUUUGUCUUGCGAUGCACAAACGUCACGACUCUCCUACUAAAACGUCAAAAGAAACUGCUGGAACGAUCUCACGCAAAAGAGCACCUUGGAUUGAAUCAACCGCAAGCGGGCUUCAUGACUUAUGCCGCUACUUUUGGCUGCACAGGCCUUUUAAGAAUGCACCUGAAGGAGUGCCAACAAUGCACAGACUUGAACAACCCCCAACUCCAAACAGUUCUCAGGACCGCUCUGCAGAGUUCCAUCACCUGGGGGUGGUAUGAGACGGCCGAAUAUCUCAUUUCCGUUUACUGCAGGGCUGGCUUUUCUCUCGAAAACGACGGGUUCCUCCUUUACAAAGCAUGCUAUGCGGGAGACAUCAAAACAGUCGAGUUCCUUCUCAGUAAAGGGGCAGACGCUUCUGUCGAGUAUCAUCGCGGCUAUAUAUUCCCUCUCCACGCCGCUAUAGCAAAGGGUCGUGCCGAUAUCGUUAACCUUCUUUUAAGUAGAGCAGGUACGAAUGCCCCGUCACUACUUGCCCAGAAGGGAAUAGAGUCAGCGACUACAGCGUUCCAUUUCGUUAUCAACGUUCAGAGGCCGUCUGCUAGCAAAGGCGCCAUAUUGGAGAAGAUGUUACUGUACAUCCCGAAGGGUAGUAAAGUACUAGAGGCUAAAGACAGAAAUGGAAACACACCUCUCAGUCUGGUGGAGAAGUUAAAAGCCAAAGGACAGGUAGACAUUUGGAGGUUAAAAGCAAGUCUAGAAGGAAAAUAUGAUGAGGUAGAAUAA